Molecule: messenger RNA, 1974 nt
Organism: Closterium sp. Naga37s-1
Lineage: Eukaryota; Viridiplantae; Streptophyta; Zygnematophyceae; Desmidiales; Closteriaceae
Source: the annotation of a GenBank genome assembly
AUGGCGCGUCUCGCCUCGGCGUAUCAAGUGGGAGACUACGUGCCGCUGGCCAGGAAAGGCCAGUUUAACAAUAUGCGGACGCACUGGCACGACGCCAUUGGACGGCACUGCCCGCGAUUCGGCAUCAACCGAGAGGUGGCUCUGCCCAUUCCGCGGCCUGUGGGGUUCGAGAUGGCAGAGCACUCGUAUAAGAUGUCUCUGUCAGUGGGCAAUGAGAAGUUUGUGACGCCAUGGCUGCUUGUGAUUGGUCGGAAGAGCCAGAACGUGCCACUCAUUGAAGUCACCCUGACCCACUUCGCAGGCGAUUUGAGGGGAGUGCAGGCGAAGGUGCACAACUUACCACAUGAAUAUCUGGAGCGGCAUCGACAGCUGGCUCUGGAGUUCAGAAACGAGUCGCACUGGCCUAAACACGUGCUCAUGCGCUACACAUGGAACGAGUAUGCAGAGGUAGACGUCACAGCAGGUCUCCUCGUGCUCUUUGCCUCAACCUUCAUCCUCACGACGUUUCUUGCGGUCUACAUUCUCCAGUCGUCCAAAGACAAGCUCGCCAAGUUCAUGAACGAGCAGAUGGCAGAGAGCGCUGCUGCGGUGCCAGGAGGAGGGGAGGUUGCCAAGGUAGCAGGUCUCCCCGGGGUGACCGAGCAGUGGUUUGAGAAACGCAAGGAGGCCGUAGCAGCAGCCGCCGCCGCCGUCUCAGGGGGGAAGCGCGGCGCGGUCGCAGCGGCGACAGCAGCGGCGGCGGCGGCAGCCGCAGCUACAGCCGCUGCGGGGGACAUCGCAGCAGGGGGGGAUGUGGGCGGAGGUGCGUCGGGGGGGGUUCCGCCAGGGGGAGGAGCGCCAAUAGCAGCUGGCGGGUGGUUGAUAUACGAAUGCGUGGUUUGCAGUAAGAAGUACAAUAGCGAAUCAGCUCAUGCGAGUCACUUGCGGUCCAAGCUACACGCCUCCAAGGCUGCUGCUGCUGUGGCGGCCGCGCGAGCAGGUGCAACUGGGGCAGGUAUUAUCGGGGCAGGGGUUCAGGGUUCAGGGGUUUUGGACCCUUCCAGGCCUGUGAUUCGGAGGGUUGAGGCGAAACCGGUGGUGGUGGCGCAGAGAGAAACGGGCGUCGGGGUUAAGGAUAAAGGGAAGGGGGUGGUGGAAGAGGAGGAGAAGGAGGAGGAGGAGGAAGAGGAGGAGUGGGAAGAGGUGGAUGAAGAGGAGGCUGCUGCGUUGUUGGCAGAGGGAGGGGAGGAGAUAGACGAGGGAGAAGAGGGAGAGGAGGGAGGGGAGGAGGGAGAAGGAAGCAAGGGGGGAGAAGGGAAGGAAGGGGAGGAGGGGGAGGUGAAGGGCAAAGGAGAGGGAGAGGGAGUAGGGGAGUGGGACGUAUCCCAGUGCUUUUUCUGCGACAAGAAGAGCAAGGGUGGGGUGGACGAGUGUGUGGAGCACAUGCACAGGCACCACGGGUUCUUCAUCCCCGAUAUGGAGUUCCUCACGGAUCUGCAAGGGAUGCUACAGUACCUGGCGGCGAAAGUGACCCAGGGGCGCAUGUGCCUGUGGUGUGACGAUAGAAGCAAGCAGUUCAGCUCGGUAGAGGCUGUGAGGGCACAUAUGGAGGCGAAGAGCCAUGCUAAGCUGCCGUAUGGGGAUGGCUCUGGGGUUGCGGAGGAAGAACUUGAAGAUUUCUACGACUUCAGUACCAGUUACGAGGAAGGCACGAGCCGCGAGCUUAUUGUGGCCGACAACGACCGUCCGCAUGUGGCGCUCACCAGCGGGGGAAUGGAGCUCAUAAUCUUCAACGCAGCAGCAGGAAAGGGGAGCAGGGGCGCGGAUAAGGGUGCAUGCGGCACGAAGCGCGUGAUUGGCUCGCGGGACCUCGCGAGAUAUUAUCGCCAGAAACUGAAACCGACGGGAGACAGCAACACGCGCCUCGUGGCAUCGGUGCUCGCCAGGUAUCGAGCCAUGGGGCUGGCAACACGGCAGAGCAGAAGCAACAGCUGA